This is a messenger RNA of Sporothrix schenckii 1099-18, 672 nucleotides long. RefSeq lists its product as uncharacterized. The record is from RefSeq and is a predicted model, not a curated record. The transcript has a single exon. Bases 1 to 672 code for a protein of 223 amino acids. NCBI's taxonomy places the organism in Eukaryota, Fungi, Ascomycota, Sordariomycetes, Ophiostomatales, Ophiostomataceae.
AUGGGCAAACGAUCCGCCGACGACGCAGGCAGCAGUGCCGCCGCACCCCACAAGGCCAAGCGCUCCCGCACCGGCAUCCGCGCCGCGCUGCCCACCUCGGACGAUGCCUGGCGCCGGAAGCUCGAGCGUGCCAAGGAGUCCAACGUGAUCCGGGCCAAGACGCUGCAGACGUACGCAAAAGUGAAGGCGCGGGCGCUGGCGGCGGAGGAUGGAAAGGCAGCAUCAAAACAAGUAGCCGGUGAGGAGGAGGCGGCGGCAGUGGCGGCACCCGCAUCCAUGCACCCUGAGCGUCAAGCACGCAUCGACGACACAGAGGAAGCGGGUGGGAGUGGACGGGACGACAAGCCGGCCGAGCGACAGCGUCCACAGCGCGGCCCUGGGGCCCGGCCGGCGAAACGGCCACAGUCCUUCUUCCAGAAAGCCCAAGAGGAGGCGGCACAGAAAAAGGCCGAGGCCGAAGCACGACAGGCGGAGUUUGCGCGCAGGGCAGCUGAGCGUGAAGAGGCGCGGGCGCGGCGGGCACGGCACCAAAAGGCCAUGGCCAAGGCACGGCGGGUGGAUACACACAAAGGCGGUCGAAACGGCGGCGGUGGCGGAGACAACCAGCGGCGGAAACUCGGUCGCGAAAGUGGAGUGCUGCUCGACCGAGUGCGCAAGAUGAUGGGGAAAUAA